Platichthys flesus (European flounder) is the source of this 2505-nucleotide messenger RNA. It is a transcript of the gene scn1bb, whose product is annotated as sodium channel, voltage-gated, type I, beta b. Gene Ontology annotation, molecular function: sodium channel regulator activity. The transcript has 6 exons. NCBI's taxonomy places the organism in Eukaryota, Metazoa, Chordata, Actinopteri, Pleuronectiformes, Pleuronectidae. Gene Ontology annotation, biological process: cardiac muscle cell action potential involved in contraction; regulation of heart rate by cardiac conduction; sodium ion transport. The coding region runs from base 1321 to 1986 and encodes 221 amino acids. The record is from RefSeq and is a predicted model, not a curated record. Gene Ontology annotation, cellular component: voltage-gated sodium channel complex.
AAUCAAGGUGAGGCCUCCUGCGGAUGCUUUUCAGUGUGUAGCGUGUGUUUUAUUUUUUUUAAGAGCAGCUUUAAAAUUCCGCAGCAUCCGCCGCAGCAUCUGCCCAGUCAGCCCCGCACAGCCGCGGGGAUUUACCGCAGUGCAUCUGCAGCGAGCAUCCUCCCGCACGGAGCCACGGAGGAGCCGCUGUGGCGCAGGAGGACCGCGGCGGACCGAGCGCAGGACUAUUCCACAUAUUCUCACGUUUCAUUGAAUUCAUUUGAAACGUGCGGCUCCCGUCCCUCACGCACCUGUUUAUCCUGCGAUGCCAAGGCGAAGGACGCAUCUCUUCUCCGAGGUCGGUAGAUAGGUGAGAUUACCAGUGUUCCCACCAGCAUCACACGGGGAGGACAUUUGGUUUGUGUGUGCUUCGAGGAGGCCUCUCAUCCAGGACUGGGAUUUCUCUACUUUUAUUUUUUCGUGCACCAUUUCCCCGCAAGAGGUAGCAAUGCAAUCCCCAUAGAAGCAUGCGUGUUAUAUAAGUAUAUGCACUGGCAUGUUGGGUGCAUUGUAGACGCGCAGGUUGGUGUUUGCUGUGCUGCACGUUAUAUAUACACACUCUCCAGCUUGUGUUUAGCUAGUCAACAUAGAGGGAGCAAUGUGGCCCCUGCAGGCAGAUGUAACGAUCCCUCUGUGCAUCUCCCGUUAGGACCUCUGGGAAGCUCAUAAUCAAAUCUCAGGGUGUUGAUCUGGGGAGCACUGCGAGUCACCAGCUACCAGAGAUAGUCUAAUGAUGCUCAUGGAUGAUUGAGAGCUGAGAAAUACCAGCGCACAGGCUUUCAGAUUCCCCCAUUGUGGGAGUAAUGGAUCAGUAUCUUAUCUGAUCUCAUCUCCACUUGAAUGCAUGAGUCCAGUGGGGGCACGUUUAUUGUCCGGAAUCAGGAAGCAGCAUUAAUCUGUGGUGAUAAUAUUCUGUAAACAACGCAGGACAGUGUCGAGCCACAGAAGGGAGACGCUGACAGAUCUCAGGCCUGCUCACAUCAUAAACACAUGUACGAGGGAGUAGCCUGGGGACACACACACAUUUAUUCUUUUGCACUUAACAUUGCAUGAGCUGCCAGGCACACACAAGUGAGGUUAGCCUGCACUUUACCGGCCUACGGCUUUUUGAAAAUCUACAGAUAAGCUCCGAAAUAUAGUUGAAGUGUCAGUCCUUGCAAACGUGGAGGUGCUCUGUGUAUAGGUGUCACUUAGAGCUUCGACAACAAUCCUCUGGGGCGUCGGUGGUUGUAGUUUUUGAGGAUCCUCGUCCAGAGAGAACCGGACAGCCGCUCCAGUGACAUGGCAGCAUCACAGCUCCUGCUCCUCUCUCUGCUCUGCACGCUGUUCGUGCACCAGAGCCAUGCGGCCUGCGCAGAGGUGGCCUCGGACACCGAGGCAGUGGCAGGCAAGGGCUUCAAGCUGGGCUGCGUCUCCUGCAAGCUGAGGAGCGAGGUGGAGAGCACAGCCGUGAUCGAAUGGUACUUCAAGCCCAAAGGAGAAGCCGACUUUUUCCCUAUCUACACGUACGGCAGUGGAAUCGCCACCAUCGAGCACGAGGACUUCAUCGACCGCGUGGACUGGAACGGCAGCAAGUCGAGCAACGACAUCCAGGAUGGAUCCAUAUACGUGCUCAACAUCACCUUCAACGACACGGGGACCUUCCGCUGCUACUUCAACCGCAUCCUCAUCUACCCCAACCACGAGUACAGCACUCUGGUCAGCAAACUGGUCCACCUCACCGUGGUGGCUAAAGCGACCAGAGGAACCGCUUCCAUCGUGUCAGAGGUCAUGAUGUACGUGACCAUCAUCGGGCUGCAGGUCUGGCUCCUCAUAGAGAUGAUUUACUGCUACAAGAAGAUCUCAGCGGCCGGGGAGGAGGCGCUACGAGAAGCGGCAAAUGCUGAAUAUUUAGCAAUAGCCUCGGAGGGUAAAGAUAACUGUGCCGGGGUGCAGGUUGGAGAAUAGCACAGGCUUCUUCCACAGACCUGAAAACAUCCUUCCACCCUCCGACCUGCAUGAAGACAAACGGGGGGAGGAGCCUCUUCGUCAUCUCAUCUCUCUAUUCGACCUUUCCCUCUGCACACAUCACAAGCGGAUGUGACAUACGACGACAGCAUGGCACCAGCACUGUAAAUAGUCUUCUGCGUGCAAUAGCAUGUCCUGCACUUAAGAGAAAGCAUUAUGCAUUAAUGAGCCACACUGUUAAAAAAGCAUAUACGACACAGUCAGUAUUUCAUGUAAUCAUCCAUUCAUAGGAAAUGUACGAGGGUCUGUGCUGGACUCCGUGAGAUGGAUUAUCAAAAGAAAGGUUUUUACGAUAUCAUCAUCACCACCUGAUGUUUAAAUAACAAGACUAUGUCCGGUGAUGUUAUUUAUAAAAUAGAAUGUGGUGGGUUAUGAUAGACGGUCUUUCCAGUUGUUAGUUGUUCAAUGAUCUCUUGAGAUGUGCUCAAUAAAAUCUGAGAAAAGGUACAAGGUGGAGAU